Molecule: messenger RNA, 563 nt
Organism: Mytilus trossulus (common blue mussel)
Lineage: Eukaryota; Metazoa; Mollusca; Bivalvia; Mytilida; Mytilidae
Exons: 2
Coding region: 60-539 (159 amino acids)
Source: RefSeq, a predicted model, not a curated record
UCUUAUCACUAGUUUUGCGUCAUAACUUAUCAAGGUAAAUAAGUUCGGCGUCUUAAAGCAUGGCUUCAAAUUGUUUAGGAUUCACUUUUUUCAAAGCCUCCAUUAGUCUUUUGAUAUUGUUAAUAGAAACAAACGGGAUUCCACUGAUCAAUAGAGAACUUCCAACACCCAGGCCAGCUAUAAAAUGCCAAUACAAAGGAACAACAUAUCUUGAAGGAGCAACAAUAAAGAGUGGUGUUACAGUGGACGGUUGCAAAUAUGCAUUGGUUUGCAACCCUGGUACUGGAACAGUAUCAACUCUGCAUGAGCCAGACUAUCCUAGGCCAACAACAACUACAACAACUCUUGGUGGACCUAUUGGUUAUUGCUUCUUCAAUGGACAUCAUUAUAGUCCUGGACAAGAGAUUAGUCAUGGUCAGUCAGGGAACUGGUGUUAUUCCACAUACUGUAGUUACGAUGGGCAAAUUUUAAAUGCUGACAACUUUAACUGUUCUCCCAAACCAACACAGACCACUAUAGCAGUGAUCCAAGUUGGUUAAUUUUAGAUUAAAAUGUUAUAUUAC